AUGAAACCUCUCAACUCUUCCAAUACUCAUGCUUCAACCCCACUAGGGACCAAUGCUUCCCUUGCGAGUGGUUGCCUCACUUCAAGUUGCAACAGCACUACAUUCAUUGGGAUUCCGAAUGAAACAAAAGAGAAUAUUCGGAAUGAAUUGAUGGAGAAUGAAGAAACAAAUUUGAAAAUUAAUAUUAUUCUUGAAUCAUUCUUUGAAUUUACAAGAUGCCAUUCAAGGCUUGUACAUAUGGCAUUAUUUGCCUCAGAAUUUGCCUCGAAUCGUGUUAUUAAAUUUUGUCCUGAAUGUAACGAGAAACAGUGUCCUUUCAAUUCUUCAUCAUCGGCUGCUGUUAAUUCUUCAUCGAGUAACAUGAACAAUGAUUCCAAUGAUGGUACCAUCACUCCUCCCAAUGAUUUUUCGCUCUACAAGGAAAUAUAUUCUGCUUAUACUUUUGAAUGCAAAGAACGAUCCUUAUCUCGGAAUGAUAUGAUUAAUGGCACUCCUCAAUUCUAUUACACCAAGAUUAAUAUAGCAAAUACUGAUUUGACCUCAAUGAAAGAAUAUUCAUUGUUGAGCAGUCCAUACAUGCAUGAACGAUUGCAAUUUGGAUCUGCCUAUUUAUAUUUUCCUUUUAUUUCUUCACUAAAUUCAGAAACGGAAACUGAAGAACUUCAACGCGUAUUUAAGGAAACGUGUUGUGAAAAUAUUAAGAAAUAUUUAUUGGAGCAAAUGAAAAUUCCAAGAGAAUCAUAUGUUGGAGUGACCAUGCAAAAGGCAAUGCUUGUUGAAAAACAUCAACUUUCUUCUUAUUUUUAUGAAAAGAAGCAAUUCAUGAAGGAUUUUCUAAAUUGUGAUUUUGAAAAAUCAAGACUGUAUGGAAACAAUUUUCAUCAUUUAGAAAGCACGAGAAAUACAGAAGACCAGAAUUUGAAAUUCGAACUUGUUGAAAUUUCUUCCCCUGAAGAAUAUUCUCAAUUUUGGAUUUGCCAAAGCGAUGCUUUUUGUGGAGUUCCACAAAUUUCGAAACCUCUCACCGACCUCGUCAAACAAAGUUAUACACAAGAAAUUUCAAGACAUGAUGACACGGUCAUUGUUGGUGUAAAGGCGUUUUGUCCCUCCUCGAACAGCUAUGAGAUUGUUUCUUGUGGUGAAUUGGUGAUGGGUAAAGAAUGUGCCUCCAUAAAUCAUGUUGCCACACGCGAAGGACAUCGAAAUAAGGGUUAUGCUACGUUUAUCAUGAUUGCCUUGUUGGACAUUGCAGUCAAUCGACGUGGAUACAACAAGGUUGUGUUGGAAGCUACUGGCAUGGGCAUUCAGAUCUACCAAAGAUUAGGCUUUUCUCCAUUCUUUGAAUAUUACAUAUUCGAAUUGGAUCACAAAAACUAG
Naegleria lovaniensis is the source of this 1377-nucleotide messenger RNA. RefSeq lists its product as uncharacterized. The transcript has a single exon. Gene Ontology annotation, molecular function: acyltransferase activity, transferring groups other than amino-acyl groups. The record is from RefSeq and is a predicted model, not a curated record. Bases 1 to 1377 code for a protein of 458 amino acids. Lineage: Eukaryota; Heterolobosea; Eutetramitea; Acrasida; Naegleriidae.